Molecule: messenger RNA, 887 nt
Organism: Lynx canadensis (Canada lynx)
Lineage: Eukaryota; Metazoa; Chordata; Mammalia; Carnivora; Felidae
Gene: ELSPBP1
Product: epididymal sperm binding protein 1
Exons: 7
Coding region: 160-828 (222 amino acids)
Cellular component (GO): cell surface
Molecular function (GO): heparin binding
Source: RefSeq, a predicted model, not a curated record
AGCUGCGGUGUCUUCCUACCGACAGGUUGGGGCCAGAACGGUCGGGCCAAUCCCCAAAUAAUCCAGAGAUUUGGUGAGCAGAACCUUAAAGAGGGCUCGUGGAGACAGCUAGGGCCAAGAAGGACUCUCUCAAAGUCCAGAAAGAAGAGGCCAGUUGUGAUGAAUCGAUGGUCCGGUUACCUGCUGGGAUGGAUGACCUUCCUCUACAUCUGGGAGACAAGUGGAGGUCAGAAGGAUUCAUGUGUCUUUCCCUUCGUCUACAAGGGGUCUACUUACUUCUCUUGUAUCAAAACCAACAGCCUGUCCCCUUGGUGUUCGACAAAAGCCGUUUACGAUGGGCAGUGGAAGUACUGUAUGGAGGAGGAUUACCCACGAUGCAUCUUCCCCUUCAUCUAUCGAGGAAGGUACCAUAACAACUGCAUCACGGAGGGUGGCUUCUUCAGAAAGCUGUGGUGUUCCGUCACCUCCAGCUUUGAUGAGAAGCAGCAGUGGAAAUACUGUGAAACAAAUGAGUAUGGGGGAAAUUCUUUCAGCAAGCCCUGUGUCUUCCCCUCCGUCUACAGAAAUAGCAUGAUCUUUGAAUGCAUUGAGAGUGAAAGCAACAGACUGUGGUGCCCGACCACGGAGAACAUGGAUGAGGACGGGAAGUGGAGCCUCUGUGCCGACACUAGAAUUUCUUCACUGGUUCCUGGCUUUCCCUGCCACUUCCCAUUCAACUACAAAAACAAGAAUUAUUUUAACUGUACCAGCAAAGGAUCGAAGCACAACCUUACGUGGUGUGCAACCUCUUACAACUAUGACCAGGACCACACCUGGGUGUACUGCUGAUGCAAAGGAGAGGAGAAACAUCUUCAGAGGAAGAUGGACAUACCAAGUGUGGAACCUGC